GCCGGCAACGCGGACUGGAGAGAGAACAAGGAAGCAGCGUGCACCGAGCACAAUAACUCCGAACAGCAGCAAAGAGAGAGCCAGCCUGCGAUCGCGAUCAGACACGUCGACUGGAUAUUCAAUGAACAGACACUUUUAAGUACUCAAACGGCAGCAUGAAAAGAGAGGUGAAGGCCGGAGUCAACUUCUUCAAGCGGCUUGUUGUCGCUCGAGGCAAACUCGACGCAGCCAAAGUGCAAUUGUUUGCAGAGAAGCUUCAGCAGCUCUUAUGCGAUAAGUAUGAUGGCCACUGGUACCCGGAUUGCCCGAGCAAAGGCCAGGCGUUCAGAUGCAUCCGGAUAAAUAACGGAAUACCCAAUGACGAGGUACUCCUGAAGGCCUGUGAGGAGAGCGAGCUCACACCGGGUGAUCUUUGUCUUCCCCCAGAAGUUACCGUGUGGAUUGACCCGCUGGAGGUGUGCGGGAGAUCCAGAGAGAAUAGCUAUCCAUUCCCAAUAGCCAGUUUCACAGACGAUGACAAAGAGGAGGAGGACAGCAUGAACAAAGAGCGGGAGGAUUCUCCCGUGGUCUCGACAAACCACGACACGUCCGACUAUCACUCUGCUACAUCUUCUGAUUGCGGUUCGGCUGUGUCCAGCGACACGGAGGAAGAGGCAAAGGACGGAGAGACCGAAAGCGCGCAAGAGAAAACGGCACCGGUGAAAAAGCAGCCACAGAAAGAUGACACGGUCAAGAUAACAAUGGUGCCCAGAAUUCGGAAACGGCACGGAGGCGGAUCAAAUAGAGUCAAAUAUGGCAGAAACUUGGUUCCAAUGAGCGUCCAAUAUUUCUGCCAACCUGUGCCAGUCUGGUCCCAUUGCAUGAAUGGCGCCCCGGUGUUCCUCACCACAGUGGUUGCGCCUCCACCUCCACCGCCACCCCAUCGGGUGUUUGUGCACUACUUAUCGCAGCCUCCUCCCUUACUGCAGCCUCUUCCGCACUUCAUCGUUCCUCGGGCCGCUCCACAGUCAUGGGAACCUGUGAACGAUGAGAUAGUCGGACUGCGGCCCUCGGCUGAGCCGGUUUAGCCAAACACGAGCCAGAAGAUGAACUUUUCCACAAUUGUCACCUUUUCAACUUGUCAGAUUUGUUAAAAGUUAUUCCUUGAACAUAAUGUGUCUUUUAGUGUAUAAAGUUUUAAUUUUUACCCUGUUACUUAUUCUCGGCAGAUGUAUUGCUGAAUUUUAUUGAUUAUGAUUACUACUGCUUUUUUCCAUGGGUCCUAUGAAAUCUGCACGGUCACUUGAGUGCUUGUAUAAGCUCCGGGAUUCUCUGCAAUACACUUUAUCGCAAAUAAUUGCCUUUUUUCUGGUGGUAUUUUCCAUGUUCUUUCGCAGAUGCUGCGAUGUAGUGGUCCACUGCGCACACAUAAGUGUUCAUUUUUUGUAAAAUCUGAUUCAGGGUUCUAGUCUUUUAUAGUCUCGUAGCUACGCCUGUCUGUAGAGAGAAGAAAAUUAUUUUCACUGAAAUAAUUCCAAUCCUGCAUAUAACAAAGACUGAUUUUCACUUUUGAAUGUCAUUUGUGUACGGUAAUUUUAUUUGGUCACUGUUGGAGAUCACUCGACUUGAAACUCACUGAUAUUGUAAAUUGUAUAUUUUUACUAAUAAGAGUUACUGUGUGUUUCUUUUAAA
Molecule: messenger RNA, 1671 nt
Organism: Hippocampus zosterae (dwarf seahorse)
Lineage: Eukaryota; Metazoa; Chordata; Actinopteri; Syngnathiformes; Syngnathidae
Product: protein BTG3
Exons: 5
Coding region: 156-1067 (303 amino acids)
Biological process (GO): negative regulation of cell population proliferation; negative regulation of mitotic cell cycle
Cellular component (GO): nucleus; cytoplasm
Source: RefSeq, a predicted model, not a curated record